CUAUAGAACCCUUGUUUUCCUCAUCAUCUACACUGCCACAAAGACUGCAAUCCUUCUUCACUCACUCUUCAAUGGCGACUGCCAAUAUUUUCCUCCUCCAAUUGCUUCUACUCGCCCUUGUUGGUAGCUCUCUACUAAUUAAAGGGAUAGUCUCCCAAGAUGAUCGAAAGGCCUUCAUUGUGUACAUGGGCAACCGGCUCAAAAAUGACGUUUCCACAUCGUCACCUCAACACAUUAACAUGCUCCAGGAAAUCACUAGCAGCGAUGUUCCCUCAAAGCAUCUGCUCCACAGCUAUAAAAGGAGCUUCAAUGGAUUUGCAGCGAUGUUAACCGAAGAGGAAGCGAAGAAGAUGGCUGGACUGGAGGGCGUGGUGUCCGUGUUCCCCAAUCGGAAGAAUAAGCUCCACACCACAAAAUCAUGGGACUUCAUGGGCUUCUCACGACAAGUGGAUCGAUCGAUAACUGAAGGUGACCUCAUCGUCGGAAUGCUCGACAGUGGCAUAUGGCCGGAAUCGGAGAGUUUCAGUGAUCGAGGGCUGGGCCCGCCGCCGAGCCAUUGGAAGGGCACUUGUCAAAGUUCAUCCGAUUUCACCUGCAACAACAAGGUUAUUGGGGCGAAAUACUACCGAAUAGAUGGCAAAUUUGGUCCGAUCGAUCGCCGAUCCCCGAGAGACUCCACUGGCCACGGGUCGCACACGGCGUCGACGGUAGCCGGAGAUGAAGUAAGCAUGGCCAACCUAUACGGCCUGGCUCAAGGCACAGCUCGCGGUGGAGUUCCAUCGGCCCGCAUUGCAGUGUACAAAGUGUGUUGGUCCGAUGGUUGCUAUGACGCCGACAUCCUUGCCGCGUUCGACGACGCGAUCGCUGAUGGAGUCCACAUCAUUUCCAUCUCGAUCGGGUUCUCCUUGGCUAGAGACUAUUUGAGGGAUUCGAUUGCGAUAGGAGCUUUUCAUGCCAUGCAAAACAGAAUACUCACAUCAACUUCUGCAGGCAAUAGCGGAUCCAGGUUUAACUCCAUCACUAACUUCUCUCCAUGGUCUCUCUCGGUCGCUGCAAGUACCAUCGACAGGAAGUUCUUCACUCAAGUGCUAUUGGGCAAUAAGAAGACUUACGAGGGAAUCUCCAUAAACACCUUUGAUCUCGAAAGUAAGAUGUAUCCAUUGAUUUAUGGAGGCCAUGCUCCCGAUGUCUCUACUGGAUUCGAUGCAUCCAUAUCCAGAAAAUGCUCUCCGGGAACAUUGGACCCCAACUUGGUGAAGGGCAAAAUUGUGUUCUGUGAUGCUCUUGAGAAUAGAGGACCAUUCUUUGCUGGUGCUAUUGGUGCUUUGCUGCAAGACUAUGGACCCAAAGACACUGCCAACUCUUUCCCCAUACCCACAUCUUACCUAGACCCAAAGGCCGGCAACGAUAUCUACUUGUACAUGAGCAACACCAGCGGCCCAAUGGCGACCAUAUGCAAGAGCUAUGAGGGACCCAAUGAGCUUGCGCCCUACGUGGUGUCCUUUUCAUCAAGGGGUCCAAACUCAGUUACACCUGAUAUUCUUACGCCAGAUUUGGCAGCCCCAGGUGUUCAUAUUUUGGCUGCAUGGUCUUUGGACAAUCCGGUUUCGCAGGUUGACGGAGAUGUCAGAUAUGUACCCUACAACAUUAUAUCAGGGACGUCAAUGGCAUGUCCACAUGUAACUGCAAUCGCGGCUUACAUUAAGUCAUUCCGCCCCUCAUGGUCUCCUGCAGCGAUUAAGUCUGCUCUUAUGACCACUGCUCUUCCCAUGAGUGCGGAGAUCAACUCUGAAGCCGAAUUCGCUUACGGGGCAGGCCAACUUAAUCCCGUUCAAUCGCUACAUCCCGGCUUGUUGUACGAUGCCAAUGAAACUGAUUAUGUCAACUUCUUAUGCGGACAGAAUUACAGCACGGAAAAAUUGCGACUGGUCACAGGUGAUGACAGCACUUGCUCGGGAUCAAACAAUGGAACAGCAGCUUGGGACCUGAAUUAUCCAUCAUUUGCACUUUGUACUGCAACGAAGGCCUUUAACCGCACCUUUACGAGGAUCGUGACAAAUGUCGGGUCACCUACAUCAAGGUACACCUCUGUUAUUGAAGCUCCACAUGGGAUCGAUAUCAAAGUUAUACCCAGUGACUUGUCCUUCUCAAGUCUUGGACAGAAACUGGCUUUCAGGGUAAUUGUUGAAGGGAAGUUGGACAAAGACAUCCUUUCUGCUUCUCUAACAUGGGCUGAUGGGAAUUAUCAAGUAAGAAGCCCCAUUGUCGCAUUCUCUCGUCAAAUAAUUAUACAGUGAUCUUGAACCUUGUCAUGUAAUUGCAAUCGAACGUUCGAUGCUCCACAAAAAUAAGAGGUAAGAAUAUGAUCAGUG
This is a messenger RNA of Syzygium oleosum, 2372 nucleotides long. Its product is annotated as cucumisin-like. NCBI's taxonomy places the organism in Eukaryota, Viridiplantae, Streptophyta, Magnoliopsida, Myrtales, Myrtaceae. The record is from RefSeq and is a predicted model, not a curated record. The transcript is spliced from 10 exons. The coding region runs from base 72 to 2297 and encodes 741 amino acids. Gene Ontology annotation, molecular function: serine-type endopeptidase activity. Gene Ontology annotation, biological process: proteolysis.